This is a messenger RNA of Mangifera indica (mango), 903 nucleotides long. RefSeq names its product LRR receptor-like serine/threonine-protein kinase EFR. The transcript is spliced from 2 exons. The coding region runs from base 1 to 831 and encodes 276 amino acids. Gene Ontology annotation, molecular function: protein kinase activity; ATP binding; protein binding. Lineage: Eukaryota; Viridiplantae; Streptophyta; Magnoliopsida; Sapindales; Anacardiaceae. The record is from RefSeq and is a predicted model, not a curated record. Gene Ontology annotation, biological process: protein phosphorylation.
AUGUUGGAUCUUUCUCACAAUAACAUCAAUGGUGAUACACUUCUAUCGAUUUAUAGCCUUUCCUCUGCUAUAUAUAUCAACCUAUCUCAUAAUUCUUUGGUUGGUUCCCUUCUGACAAAAGCUGCUGACCUUAAAGAACUUGAAUGCUUCAACGUCUCUGAGAACAGAUUGUCAGGUGGCAUUUCAGACACAUUUGGCUCGUGUUUAAGUUUGGUGUCUCUCCGCAUGAAAGGAACUCUUUUCAAAGGAGCAAUCCCUCAAGCAUUAGAUGCUUUGAGAGGAUUAGAUGAGCUGGAUCUCUCAUGUAAUAACUUGUCAGGUAUGCUACCAAGUUAUUUUAGGGAACUUCCCUUUCUGCAGAAGUUAAAUCUCUCUUUCAAUGAGCUUGAGGUGCAGUUCCUGAAACUGGCAUAUUCACAAUGCCAGUGCCAUUUCUAUUGUAGGAAACAAAAAGCUAUGUACAGAAUUGAAGCUGCCAACCUGCAAGGAUAUAAGAGAAACAAGUCAAGAAAUAAGUCAGCAGAGAACCUUGCUUCUAAUUCAUUUGACCAUCAAUUGCUAAAAAUUUCUCGUGGGGAGCUUGUUAGAGCAACUGAUGGUUUCUCUGAGGAUAAUCUAAUUGGUAUUGGUGACUAUGGUUCUGUCUAUAAAGGAAUCCUUUGUCAGAAUGAAUCCAUCAUUGCAGUUAAAGUGCUCAAUCAUCAGCAAGCAGGUGCUUCAAAGAGCUUUGUAUCUGAAUACAGAGCCCUUGGAGGCAUCCACCACAGAAAUCUCCUGAGGAAAUUAAGUGUGCUAGUGUGGAUUAUUAAGGUAAUGAUUUUACAGCUAUAAGCUAUGAGUUCAUGCAAAAAGGAAGUUUAGAAAUUGGUUUCAUCUAAAACAAGUUGCAGAUAGCAAACAUGA